Molecule: messenger RNA, 702 nt
Organism: Schistosoma turkestanicum
Lineage: Eukaryota; Metazoa; Platyhelminthes; Trematoda; Strigeidida; Schistosomatidae
Source: the annotation of a GenBank genome assembly
AUGAGUGAAACAUCAGUUACCAGAAGUAAAACUGUUACAGAGUUUGGUUGUGUAAAGUAUGACGGUAAAAUUGAUCGAUAUAUAAAUGAACAUUCGUUACGUUUAUCCGAUGCUCAAAAAUGGUUAUUGAAAAAAACCAAAGAUCAUCCUCACUCACAUUACAUGAUAUCAAGUCCUGAAAUGCAACUUUUAUGCAAUAUGUGCUAUGCUAUCAAUGCUAAAAAGAUAAUUGAUAUUGGAGUUUUUACUGGAUACAGUACAUUGUCUAUCGCUGAAGUGUUACCAUCAGAUGGAUAUGUAUUAGCUUUAAAUUUAACAGAUGAAUUUUUGAAAGAUUAUUGUAGACCAGCUUGGAAAAUGGCAGGUGUCGAGUCAAAAAUUGAUUCUCGACCUGGUAUGAUAAUUCAAACUUUACAAAAUUUGAUUGAUAAUGGACAAAGUGAAACAUUUGAUUUCGCUUUUAUUGAUGGUGAUAAAGAGGAUUACAGUAAAUAUUAUGAAUUAUGUCUGAAAUUGAUUCGACCUCGUGGUAUAAUUGCAAUUGAUAAUGUUGUUUGGUCAGGUCUUGUAAUAGAUGAGACAGAUCAAACUUCGCUUACAGUUGGUAUAAGGCAAUUGAAUGAUUUAAUAGCUGGAGAUAAUCGUGUACGAAUUUCUUUAUUGAAUAUCGGUGAUGGAUUGACAAUUGUUGUGAAGAAAUGA